AUGGGGACCUCACCGAACCACGCCUCGACCGGGGGUGAUACGAAGUCACCCAAACAGUCCAACAAUGCCACUCCCCCACGUCAAAGUAAGUCGGACACCCUCUCCAUCCCCUUACUCGCUGAUUCUUCACCGAAAGACAUCGUCGUUGCUGCCAUUAUCGUCGUUGUCGUCGUCGUCUUCGUCGUCGUUCACUCGCUUACCACAACUUAG
Colletotrichum lupini is the source of this 210-nucleotide messenger RNA. RefSeq names its product bZIP transcription factor. The record is from RefSeq and is a predicted model, not a curated record. NCBI's taxonomy places the organism in Eukaryota, Fungi, Ascomycota, Sordariomycetes, Glomerellales, Glomerellaceae. The coding region runs from base 1 to 210 and encodes 69 amino acids. The transcript has a single exon.